Messenger RNA from Penicillium bovifimosum, 708 nucleotides. RefSeq lists its product as uncharacterized. The coding region runs from base 1 to 708 and encodes 235 amino acids. The record is from RefSeq and is a predicted model, not a curated record. Lineage: Eukaryota; Fungi; Ascomycota; Eurotiomycetes; Eurotiales; Aspergillaceae. The transcript is spliced from 2 exons.
AUGUUUGUUUUGUCGUGGGAGCUCUCUGGGCUCUGUAGCAACCUGGUGGUGGUUGUGGCCCCAGGAACCGAGAAUUCCUGGAUACUCCGGGUGGUUCUAACGCCGGAGUUUCUGUGGUUCGGUCUGCACUGGGCAGGGUGGUCAUACCCUGCCCAGCUCACUGAUUACUCCACCAAUCUCCUCUCACUCCUCCACUCCCACCACCUGGUUGCUGCAAUGACCCUCCAUUAUAAUAUGGGGGUCGGCAACCGGUGGUGGGAGCUCAACCACCAUCUGGGGAUUUACCUCUCCCCUGCGGCCGCCGCGAAGCCGGCCACCGUUCCCCCAAUGGAGGACUUGAUGCCCAUGGAGGGCAUUGAGGGGUCUGUGGGUGUUUCGGUCGCGGCCGUCGGCACCUGUGUCCGGGAGUACUCUCCCGACAUGGAUGUCUGCGAGCAGUCCGGUGCGUCCUCUGCCGCUCCCGCCGCCGCCGCCGCAGCUCCUGCCCCCGCGACGGUGGACACCAGUGUCCGGGAGUACUCUCCCGGCAUGGAUGUGUGUGAGGACUCCGCUGCGUCCUCGGCCGCUCCUCCCCCCGCGACCCCCGCUGUUGCUGCUCCUGCCCCCAUGACCCCCCUGAACCCCAGUGACCCAACCACCUCCCUCCCGUUUGAGCUGGCGGGAAGCCGCUCCAUCUCCGAGCCCCUAGCUCUGGGGCAAGCUAUUUGA